Molecule: messenger RNA, 694 nt
Organism: Lycium ferocissimum
Lineage: Eukaryota; Viridiplantae; Streptophyta; Magnoliopsida; Solanales; Solanaceae
Product: glutaredoxin-C9-like
Exons: 1
Coding region: 1-549 (182 amino acids)
Source: RefSeq, a predicted model, not a curated record
AUGCGUCGAACUAUUUCCAAUAGAAAUUUGUUUUCGCUGUCCGCUGCCACAAACAGCGGUAGCAUGAGCUCAUCAUCUGCCGCAGCUAGUGGCAGCAUGAGCUCAUCUGCUGUCACAACGGCGGGCAUCAUGAGCUCAUCAUCUGCCACCGCGGCUGGUGGGACCACCAGUCGCGAAACACAACCUCCUAGUGAGACCAACAACAACGUCGUGAAUGGUCAUACGAGUGCGGUGAAGUUAAUAAAGGAAAAUGCUGUAGUAGUUGUAGCCACGCGUGGGUGCUAUAUGUGCCUUGUGGUGAAGAAUUUGUUGCAAGAUUUGGGUGUUAAUACCACCGUUUUUGAGGUUGAUGAGGCAGAUAAAGCUGCCGUGUUGGAGGAGCUGUCCGAGAUUAAGGGCGGCGAAGACAGCAACAAUGACGAUCCGGCAGAGUUGCCGGCAGUGUUUGUAGGAGGAAAGUUGUUAGGAGGGGUAGCCAAAGUGAUGAAUACUCAUAUCUCGGGUGGAUUACUUCCCAUGCUUAGGGAAGCUGGAGCCUUAUGGCUUUGAUUUAAUUACUCAUUCUAAUGAGUUUUCGGUUAGAAAAGAAAUUGCAUGAAUUAAUGUUGUUUGGAAUUUCAUAAGGUAUAGAAAAAACAUGCUAUUUUGAAUAUAAUCAGAAUGGUUGCUAGCUAUCUAGCUAGAUCUUUGACAA